Messenger RNA from Lates calcarifer (barramundi perch), 567 nucleotides. Its product is annotated as mucin-2-like. Lineage: Eukaryota; Metazoa; Chordata; Actinopteri; Centropomidae. The record is from RefSeq and is a predicted model, not a curated record. Gene Ontology annotation, cellular component: extracellular matrix.
AUGGUUCAGAUGGUGACUAAAAUGCCAGUUGUUACAGAAGUGAGACCCUCCCACAACGACCAGUUCUGCAGUACAUGGGGAAACUACCAUUUUAAGACUUUCGAUGGAGAUUUCUUCCAGCUUCCUUACACUUGCAACUACAUCCUCACAUCCCAGUGUAAGGACAGCUAUGAGAACUUCAAUAUUCAGCUCCAGCGACAGGAGAUAAACGGGGUCAUCACCAUUAAGAAGCUCACAAUGAAACUCAAUGUUGUUGUGGAGUUGGCCAACACUUCCAUUAUAGUCAAUGAUAAACCUGUCUCUAUACCAUUCAGUCGGGCCGGCAUUUCAAUCAGAAAAUCUGUCUCAUAUGUCAAAAUCAAGGCAAAGCUGGGUUUGGUCGUCAUGUGGAAUCAAAAGGAUGCCCUCUGGGUGGAGCUGGAUGCAAAAUUUAAGAAUCAGACAUGUGGCCUGUGUGGUGACUUCAACGGAGUCCAGCUUUAUGAUGAGUUCAUUAAAAGAGAUACAGGGGAUUCUGUUACUGCUGAAGAUUAUGGGGAGGACUGGAAAACUCAAUGGUCCCACUGA